UGGAUCCUCCUUAUCCUUAUAUUCUGCAACAUCAAGAGGCCCAGCCACAGUGAGAUAAAGACAGGCUACCUGUCAAUUAUUAUGGAUCCUGGUGAGGUGCCCUUGGAGGAGCAAUGUGAAUAUCUACCUUAUGACUCCAGCAAGUGGGAGUUUCCUCGGGAUAGGCUAAGACUUGGUAAAGUUCUAGGACAUGGUGCUUUUGGUAAAGUGGUUGAAGCAUCAGCUUUUGGCAUCAGUAAAAGUAACAGCUGUGAGACAGUGGCAGUCAAGAUGCUAAAAGAGGGAGCCACAGCUAGUGAGCACAAAGCUUUAAUGUCAGAGUUGAAGAUUCUCAUCCACAUUGGAAACCACCUCAAUGUUGUAAAUUUACUGGGAGCCUGCACAAAAGCAAAUGGGCCACUGAUGGUCAUUGUAGAAUUUUGCAAGUAUGGAAAUCUGUCCAAUUAUCUGAGAACAAAGAGAGAUGGAUUCAUUCCUUAUCGGGAGAGAUCUCCACGGUCACGCAGUCAAGUCCGAUCAAUGGUGGAGGCUGUAAUAGCUGACAGGAUAAGCAGAGAAGGAGUCAACGAAGAGGCCAUUUUUGGAAGGAUGCUGAUAACCAAAAAUCAGAGUCAGAGGAACCCAGAGUUGAAAGAUUUGUGGCAUUGUCCACUCACCAUGGAAGAUCUGAUUUGCUACAGUUUCCAAGUGGCCAGGGGUAUGGAAUUCUUGUCAUCCAGAAAGUGCAUCCACAGAGAUUUAGCUGCCAGAAACAUACUGUUAUCUGAAAAUAAUGUUGUAAAAAUCUGUGACUUUGGUCUGGCCAGAGAUAUUUAUAAAGAUCCU
Staurois parvus is the source of this 825-nucleotide messenger RNA. Lineage: Eukaryota; Metazoa; Chordata; Amphibia; Anura; Ranidae. The record is from the annotation of a GenBank genome assembly.